UCUUCAGGCGGAGCUUUGGGGAAGAAAGAGGCAGAAAAGAAGAAGAAAAGAGGAGGAAGAGGAAUUUUACUGACAGCAAAGCUGGAGCACCUAAAUUCUAGCAAUGGUAAUGUUAAUGAUACUAACAAUGGAAACAGCAGCAGUAGUGGGACUAGUAAUAACCAUAGGAGUAAUAUAUGUGAACAGAGGCUUGUGGAAAAAAGAGAGGUGGUGGAGAUUGUAGGAAACAGUAGUAGUACUAGUACUAGGAGAAGUGGAAGGCUGAGGGAAGAUGGUGGUAGCACUGGAGCUCCAUGUGGUGCUUGCAAGUUUCUCAGAAGGAAGUGCAUUAAUGGCUGCAUAUUUGCACCUUAUUUUGGUUCUGAUCAGGGAGCUGCUCGUUUUGCUGCUGUUCAUAAGGUUUUUGGAGCCAGUAAUGUCUCCAAGCUGCUCUUGCAUAUUCCCCCACACAGGCGCCAUGAGGCUGUGGUCACUGUCUGUUAUGAGGCUCAGGCCAGGCUCUCUGAUCCUGUUUAUGGCUGUGUUUCCACCAUUUUUGCACUGCAACAGCAGGUGGCAGCAUUACAAACAGAACUGUCUCUUGUGCAAACACAAUUGAUAAACAGCCGAAUAGCUGCUGCAAAUGCUCUCCACCAUCAUCAACAGCAGCAGCAGCAGCAGCAGAUGGGGGUCCUGCAGCCUGCAACUCAUCAUGUGUAUGCAAACAACUCAUCUGUAGCUACGAACAUGACUAUUCCUGGCAGUUCUCUGAGCAUGGGUCCUUACAGUCGUGUGGGCAUGAAAGAUGACAGCUCAUCUGAUCCAGCAGCCUGCUCUUUCCAUGGAAUGCACUACGAGCUGGAAAUGUCUCCUACCAUGGAUAACAUGUCAAGCCCUCGACACUUUCAGACCCUUCAGAUGACUCCCUCCUCACAAGAAGACCAAACAGAUGAUCCAGUUGAGUUGCAGGCCUUUGCACGUUCUCUGCUUCAAAGAAAAUAGCUAUAAUCAACAGAAAUACCAGUUCUAGUUAUUUCCUAUUGUUAUAUUCCUCAACUUAUGCUAAAAUGUAAUUAGAUUAUUAUAGUGUCUGUGAAAAUAUAGGUAUAGCACCAACAGAUGCAACUGACUGUUUCUUGAACAUAUAGAAUAAAUCUACAUCUACAAUGUCUUUUCAUGGUAGCGCAGCCUUGGCUACUGAGAACUUAUUCUUUCAGGUACUUUUAUAAGAGACAAAGUUUAUUUUUCAGUAGAGUAUAACUGGUGGUACAAUGGUUUAGGGUUAGAUACAGUAAAAUGUGGCGUGGGGAGAAAGAAAAACAUUUUGAGGGAAACCCUCUAGAAUCCAAGUUUUGCCAUCAGUCUAAGAAAAUAAUUGCAGCAUUUCCUACAUAAUUGAAUGCGAUUCAUUUAUAUAUCAGUGUCCAUUUGUUUGUAUGGACACUCAUUGUGACAAAUAGCUAUGGACUUCUGUGGUGAGCCACAGAUGUUAAAGUUGGAUUUUAUGUGUUACCAGUGUAUGACUCCUUGUUUAUUUCAGACAAUUUUAGCCUGAAAGAAUUGAUUAUUGAUACUAUGGAAUUAGUAAAGUGAUCU
Messenger RNA from Cryptomeria japonica (Japanese cedar), 1575 nucleotides. RefSeq names its product LOB domain-containing protein 20. The transcript has 2 exons. The annotation marks the transcript as partial. The record is from RefSeq and is a predicted model, not a curated record. Lineage: Eukaryota; Viridiplantae; Streptophyta; Pinopsida; Cupressales; Cupressaceae. Gene Ontology annotation, molecular function: protein binding; DNA-binding transcription factor activity. Gene Ontology annotation, biological process: positive regulation of DNA-templated transcription; hormone-mediated signaling pathway. Gene Ontology annotation, cellular component: nucleus.